Messenger RNA from Limulus polyphemus (Atlantic horseshoe crab), 2073 nucleotides. RefSeq names its product protein Wnt-2b-like. Gene Ontology annotation, cellular component: extracellular region. Bases 1192 to 2073 code for a protein of 293 amino acids. Gene Ontology annotation, biological process: cell fate commitment; canonical Wnt signaling pathway; multicellular organism development. NCBI's taxonomy places the organism in Eukaryota, Metazoa, Arthropoda, Merostomata, Xiphosura, Limulidae. The record is from RefSeq and is a predicted model, not a curated record. Gene Ontology annotation, molecular function: cytokine activity; frizzled binding. The transcript has 4 exons.
UGGCUGAAAAGUAUAGUGAGCGGCUAGUUGAACUAAUCUACUUCGAAAUCGAAUCAUAAGAGUGAACGGCUAGUAGGACUAAUCUACUUCGACAUCGGAUCAUAAGAGUGAACGGCUAGUAGGGCUAAUCUACUUCGACAUCGGAUCAUAAGAGUGAACGGCUAGUAGGGCUAAUCUACUUCGACAUCGGAUCAUAAGAGUGAGCAACUAGUAGGGUUAAUCUACUUCGACAUCGGAUCAUAAGAGUGAACGGCUAGUAGGGCUAAUCUGCUUUGACAUCGGAUCAUAAGACUAAACGGUGUAGGGCUAAUCUACUUCAACAUCGGAUCAUAAGAGUGAACGGCUAGUAGGGCUAAUCUGCUUCGACAUCGGAUGACAAUAUUUCAAUAUAAAAUUUCCCACCUUGGUCGGACUGAAUUUUGUUAAAUCUAUAUGGUUAUGAAUUAAACGUGUUCCCAUAGAGCUACUGCAAAAUACAAAUUACUAUUUAGAAAGAGCAAGUUUUUCUGUGGAUAUUUGAACAGCCAUACAGCCAAGUUUUCUGUGGAUAUUUGAACAACCAUACAGCCAAAUUUUCUGUGGAUAUUUGAACAACCAUACAGUCAAGUUUUCUGUGGAUAUUUGAACAACCAUACAGCCAAGUUUUCUGUGGACAUUUGAACAAACAUACAGCCAGGUUUUCUGUGGAUAUUUGAACAACCAUACAGCCAAGUUUUCUGUAGAUAUUUGAACAACCAUACAGCCAAGUAAAAUGCAAUCGAAUUUCCAUAAUAAGAGAGAAGGGAGCAGAAAUGUAGUAGCGCCUUUUUCGCACAAUUCACGUUUUUAUUAACUUUUAAAUAUUUACAUUUAAAAGAAACAAUAACAAAGAAACCGUCUUUGAUAGCGCAUCCAAUCCCUUUGAGUUUCAUUGCUAAUGUUCGAUGAAAAAAGUGAAACAUAAGGCCGAGACAAGAACCGGAGAACUGUCAGACUUUUAUCUUUAACAUACGCACACACAUAUAUAUAUAUUGUCAGACUUUUACUUUUAGCACAUACACACACAUAUAUAUACUGUCAGACUUUUAUCUUUAACACACACACACACACACAUAUAUAUAUAUACUGUCAGAAUUUUAGUUAUGCAGAUAAGUGUAAACACGUUGUGGACAAGAGACGUUUGCUAAAUCAGACAGAUUUCUGUACUUAAUCAUGAAUCCUGAAGACAAGACCUGGCGGCUAAACAUGUUGGUGUUGAUGUUCUCUAUGAAUCUGAUCAGCGACGUCCAAGCUACAUGGUGGCUUCUGGGCAUGCCUAGCUCUUACCAGAACGUGCUGGAGCUAAAUCCAACAUCUUACGGAAAUCGAUGCAAAGAAUUGUAUUAUCUCGUGAAGCGUCAAAGGGAACUAUGUAACCUUAGCUACAACAUCCUGCACAGCGUGGGCCUGGGUGCCAAGAUGGGAAUUGAAGAAUGUCAAUACCAGUUCCAGAUGAGUCGAUGGAAUUGUACAACUUUCAAUGACACGUCAGUUUUUGGCGGAAUUUUAGCUGUUAAAAGCCGAGAAAAGGCCUACGUUCAUGCUAUCUCAUCAGCAGGCGUGGCCUAUAGCAUUACACGAAGUUGCAGCAAAGGAGAACUCGCAGUAUGUGGCUGCGAUAAUCGAAUACGACAGCGUGACACCAGAGGACGCUGGGCUUGGGGAGGCUGUUCAGACGAUAUUGGGUUCGGUUCGAAGUUCAGCAGAGAUUUUGUUGAUUCUGGAGAAGAUGAGAAGACAGCGGAAGGACUGAUGAAUCUGCACAACAACAGGGCAGGACGAAGGGCUUUAAAGAGAAACAUGGAAAUGCUAUGUAAGUGUCACGGGGUAUCAGGAUCCUGUUCCAUGAGGGUUUGCUGGAGACAGCUUAAACCUUUCCGCCAGGUGGGCGAGUGGCUGUCCCGUAAGUUUGAUGGAGCGACACACGUGCGCGCUGUCAUGAAACAGGACAAUCUGAUGCUGAUUCCAUGGAAGGAGAACAUUAAAAGGCCAAGCAAAAAAGACCUAGUUUACCUCGAAGAGUCUCCUGAUUUCUGUUACAGGAACGAAACGUGA